Messenger RNA from Schizosaccharomyces octosporus yFS286, 1782 nucleotides. RefSeq names its product sorting nexin Atg20. Gene Ontology annotation, biological process: retrograde transport, endosome to Golgi. Lineage: Eukaryota; Fungi; Ascomycota; Schizosaccharomycetes; Schizosaccharomycetales; Schizosaccharomycetaceae. Gene Ontology annotation, molecular function: phosphatidylinositol binding. The record is from RefSeq and is a predicted model, not a curated record. The transcript has 3 exons. The coding region runs from base 6 to 1622 and encodes 538 amino acids.
CUGUUAUGGACGUAUUAAAAGAAGGUGUUUAUAAAGAAAGAUCGUCUUUGGAAUCUCAUGAAACUUCUGAAGGAUUGGAUAGGGGAGCUAAUACCAAAAUUGCAAUUGUUAGUACCGUGACAUCUUCAGAUGGAUCGUAUGUGGAAUAUGAAGUUGCACAUAAGAAGCGAUCUGUUUGGAGGCGGUAUUCAGAUUUCGAAUCUUUAGUAAAAUUGAUGCAUAGACGUUAUCCAGCAGCCAUUGUACCUCCAAUUCCAGGGAAGCAAUCACUACUAAGCUAUGCAAAGAAUCCUAGAAAAGCCAAAAAUGAUGCCGACUUUUUGGGAUUUCGUUCCCGUAUGCUUGAACUCUUCCUUCGUCAGUGCUUCUUACAUCCCUUAAUCCGUGUCGACUCGGAUUUUGACAAAUUUAUCAAUUCUAGCGUUUCAUGGAAUGUCAUAAUUUCCUCUAUGAAUUUACCAAAAGAUUCGACAGAUCCUCUUCGUCUACCCCCAAUUGGUACUGAACCCGACCCUUUUGCUCACUUGCGCUCUUCUAUGCCUUUAGUAAUGUCUAACGCCAUAAGCCCACCAUCCUCAAUAAGUCAAAAACAAAAAGUUUCGUCUCAAACAGCCCGUCCCACCAGUAACCCUUCCACCACGUCUUCUAUAGAUGGACCUGUCUAUCCGGAGUCUGAAGACGAAGUCAAGCAUCCACCGACAUCUAGUGAAGCGUUUACAACACACGAGUCAGAUGAUAAUAAUUCUUCUGCUUCUAUUCAAGACCGUUCCUCGUACCUCCCGUCAGCCAUCGAUGGACUUUCCAUAACCUCAAAUCCCCAAGACACUAACCGCUCAGAAACCAAAGAUUUAACAUCGUACACGAAUGAAGUAAUACUUUGCCGGAAGUUUCUUCACCAUAACCUCAGUCCUUCUAUUCAUUCUACUUUAAAUGGAAUUUCUAAAAUGGAGUCAUCUCUCUCCAAAUUGGGAUCAGCUUUUCAUUCAUUAACUGCCUUAAAUGAGAUUCACUUAGCAAACCAUCUACAGGUAAUUGCUAAUGCAUUCGAAUUUAGUGGAAUGUAUGCAAAGGAAUUAGAGCAAGAGUUUAACUCCGCUGUGUACGAAAAACUAAUUCAGUCAAUGCAGUUAGCCCGCUCCGCUGUUAGGGCCCUUAAAUACAAGAAUUUAAAAAUCCAACAGAGAGAUUUUCUACAAGAUCAGUUGGUUCAUUCAAGCUCUUUUAAUUCCCUGGAAUCAUCGUCGCCCUCUGCUCAGCCAUCCAACCGGCUAAAUUCAAUCCAACGUGCAAUGAUAUCGCAAGCAAAAAAGGGCUACACAAUUUUUGGAAGAUUACAGAAUGCAAUUUACGAUUUUGUCGACGGCGAAACAUCUAUUAGCAAGGAAACGUUACAAGAGCACACAAAAACUAUUGAAAACCAACUAAACGUUGCAAAUCAGGAUUGUCAAACGAUCGAUAAACUCAUUGAUGAAGAACUAGAAUUCUACAAAGCAUGCCAAAGCACUCAAUUGAAAGAGAUAGUGAACGCGGUUCAUGCUUCCAUAUCAAAAUGGGCACAAUCAAAUUUGCAACGAUGGUUGCGAACAAGAGAAGAGUUAGAGCAAUUGUCGAGAAGCAUAUAGCAGCUGUUCAUUUUUGAUUCUUGGUUCAAGAAGAGCACCGCACGCUUAUUUAAUGUCAGUUACGAUUUAUGAUGAUGACUUUUUUAAUUGUUUAUAUGCAAUCUUUUUAAUACCUGUUGAUCAUGUAUAUUAAUUAUAUUAAUUUAUUUCUCCUAUCACA